Messenger RNA from Daphnia magna, 1716 nucleotides. RefSeq names its product fibrous sheath CABYR-binding protein-like. The transcript has a single exon. The record is from RefSeq and is a predicted model, not a curated record. Lineage: Eukaryota; Metazoa; Arthropoda; Branchiopoda; Diplostraca; Daphniidae. The coding region runs from base 1 to 1716 and encodes 571 amino acids.
AUGAAUUCUCCGAUUCGUAAACUUCCCGGUGCGAAGAAGCAGUUUGCGCACGUCCAAUCCAAAGUUGACUGCAAGAGGCCAGCAAUUCCAUCGGCUGAGGCCGCCAAACCGGUCCGGGAGAGUCCCAAAUUGAAGACGAAAUCGCCCGUUGUCACCGGUGCAUCGUCGUUCAAAUCACCUCCAGUUCAGGAAUUGGCUAAACCCUUUCGCGCCAAACCUGUUCCACCUAGCCAAUACGGCCAGCCCUUUCGACCUGUGCUGAGACGAAAGAGCCCUCUGCCCAACAACGAGGCUCCGAAAGUAAUGGAAGUUCCUACUGCAAAGGCUGUUGAAGCCGCUACAUCACAAGACGCAGUUGAGGAAGUUCCAGAGGUCGACGUAGCUGUUAAAGUUCCUUUUGAAGUUCCUGUUGAAGCUGCUGAAAACGCAGCUGAUGUCGUUGCAGACCAAGUUGAGGAAGUUCUGGCUGUCGAUGAAGUUGUUGAAGUCGCUCCGGCCGCAGAAGCAGAGGCCGUUGAGGAAGAUGCUGCUCAUGUCAUUGAAGAACUUCCUGUUGCUGAAGAGGCUGUUGAAGCCGCCGAUGAGGAUGAAGCUGCGCCUCCCGUUGUAGCAUUGGCUGCUGAGGCCCUUCUUCCUUCUGAAGUUGUUUCUGGACCUGAGAAGAAGAAGACUUCUUCUGCUCCGGGUGUUCCAUCUGGCCCAGAGGCUUCACCUGUUCAAGUUGAACCACACGUGGUCGAUGAAGCUUGCUUCGCCCAACUGACCAGGAAGCAGAAACGUAACAUUGCUACCAAACAAAGACGUUCGGCUUCUCGGCGAGCUAAGCGCGAGGCCUUGCGUCCCGAUGCUCACAUUUACAUACCGCCACGCCUUCUUGAAGCCCCUGAAGUCGACGUAGCUGUUCAAGUUCCUGUUGAAGCUGAUGUCGUUGCAGACCAAGUUGAGGAAGUUCCGGCUGUCGAUGAAGUUGUUGAAGUCGCUCCGGCCGCAGAAGCAGAGGCCGUUGAGGAAGAUGCUGCUCAGGUCAUUGAAGAACUUCCUGUUGCUGCAGAGGCUGUUGAAGCUGCCGAUGAGGAUGAAGCUGCGCCUCCCGUUGUAGCAUUGGCUGCUGAGGCCCUUCUUCCUUCUGAAGUUGUUUCUGGACCUGAGAAGAAGAAGACUUCUUCUGCUCCGGGUGUUCCAUCUGCCCCAGAGGCUUCACCUCUUCAAGUUGAACCACACGUGGUCGAUGAAGCUUGCUUCGCCCAACUGACCAGGAAGCAGAAACGUAACAUUGCUACCAAACAAAGACGUUCGGCUUCUCGGCGAGCUAAGCGCGAGGCCUUGCGUCCCGAUGCUCCCAUUUACAUACCGCCGCGCCUUCUUGGAGCCCCUGAAGUUCCAGCCGACUACGCCCCUGCCGUCGAAGCUCAUUACAUGGACGCUGGGUACGAUGCGGGAACAGCCUACUACCCCUACACCGACCCGACGGAGUACUACGCUGCGGCUGCUGGCACUGAACACUAUGCCCAGGACUCUGGCUACUACACCGAAAGCGCUCCAGUCUACGACGGCCAGCAGCAGUAUGUUGCUGGAAGCUAUGUCUACGUCACGGACGUCCCUGUCUAUAGCAACGAGUACGCGACGGCCGUUCCUGUCAAUUACUACGCCAACUUGGCAGCAGGAACAGCCACGUUCAGUCCGUUCAGUGCGGCUAACGUUCAGUACGUUGCUUAA